AUGUCGGCAUCAGAUAGAACGCUCAUUGCGUUGAUUGCUGAUGAGGAUUCAACCACAGGCCUCCUCCUAGCAGGAAUAGGCAACGUCGAUUCAGACGGGACCAAAAACUUUCUCAUCUGCGACAACAAAACUUCGGUCUCCGACAUCGAAUCCUCAUUCAACCAUUUCACCAACGAAAGAAAAGAUAUUGCAAUUCUCCUCAUCAACCAGCACAUUGCGGAGAAGAUCAGACCAAUGGUGGAUAAGUAUACCCAAGCUUUCCCUGCACUUUUGGAGAUUCCGAGUAAAGAUCAUCCCUACGAUCCUAGUAAAGAUUCGGUACUGAAACGGGUUCAGAAGCUCUUCGGAGAGUAA
Ustilago hordei is the source of this 354-nucleotide messenger RNA. Its product is annotated as putative VMA7 - H+-ATPase V1 domain 14 kDa subunit, vacuolar. The transcript has 3 exons. Gene Ontology annotation, molecular function: proton-transporting ATPase activity, rotational mechanism. Gene Ontology annotation, biological process: proton transmembrane transport. The coding region runs from base 1 to 354 and encodes 117 amino acids. Gene Ontology annotation, cellular component: fungal-type vacuole membrane; proton-transporting V-type ATPase, V1 domain. The record is from RefSeq and is a predicted model, not a curated record. NCBI's taxonomy places the organism in Eukaryota, Fungi, Basidiomycota, Ustilaginomycetes, Ustilaginales, Ustilaginaceae.